Molecule: messenger RNA, 1085 nt
Organism: Maniola jurtina (meadow brown)
Lineage: Eukaryota; Metazoa; Arthropoda; Insecta; Lepidoptera; Nymphalidae
Product: N66 matrix protein-like
Exons: 2
Coding region: 101-970 (289 amino acids)
Source: RefSeq, a predicted model, not a curated record
AUGCAAACUAGGUGGUAACUGGUAACUAUGUCACAAUAACUUUGAUUGUAAAGUCUAUAUAAGGGCAUCCUUUUAUAUAUUUUAGGAAACAUCUAAUAAAAUGAACGGAAUAACAAUUUCAUUGUUUUUUAUUGUCUCAUUUAUCGCGGUAUCCCGCGGUCAAUAUAACGGUCUCGUGCGCAAUAAUGGGCAUCCCUUAUAUAACAUCCACCGAGACUUGGGCUUGAGUUGCUCUUGCGAAGAUCUCGUCAACCUGGUGGCUUUAGUGCGGGCAUUGGAAGAAAAAGAAUGCUGCUCAGCUGGACAUGCGCCAAGCGGAGGCCUCUCUAAUGCAGAAGAUCUUAUUAUGAAUUUAGUGAACGCCUUAAUUCAACUCACUACACAAGCGUUAAGCCAUAACUGUCACUGUCCUAAUCAAAGUGGAAAUAAUUAUCCUCCUCAUCCUGGUAACGGAGGAUCUGGCAAUUAUUAUCCCAACCAUAAUGGCGGGUCUGAUUAUUCCCAUUCGGACGGAGGCCUGCUUAAUCUUAAUAUACUCGAUUCGACAAAAAAAGGCAAUUUAUUAAAUCUUGAUGUAGCCAAGGAGCAUCUAUUAAGUCUUGGAUUAGGAGGCGAUGGAGGAAGCUCUCAGGGCUCAAAUGGACACUAUAAUUCAAACGGUCGAAAUGCGAAUGGGGGCAAAGAUGACGGUUUAAUAGAAGUAGACCUUGCGAACAGGAAAAAUAGUAAUAAUAAUAACUUGGUAGAUGUUAAUCUUGGAAACCAACAUCUCGUAGGAGUUAGUUUAGGUGGAGGGGGUAGUAGUAGUACACCUUCUCAAACUACUUACACUAACAACAAGACUGGAUCAAGCGGCAAAGGAUCUAAUUCUGGCGAAAAUAAUAUAGCAGAGGUCAAUCUUGCUGGGCAAACCAUAGUAAGUGUUGGAUUGGGAAGCAAUAAUGGUGGUGCAGUAAACGAUAAGUCUUAGUAAGUAUUUUAAUAAUAAUUCGUAUGUUCAUUGUUUAAGAUUUGUAUCUCCAAAAUCAUUCUAAAACAUUAAAACUGUUGAUUUUAAAAAUCAUUAAAAAAUAAAAUUAUUAAGA